UGUUACUGGUGCUGCUGCUGCUGUUGACUGGUGAUCGCUCUGUGUGGCUUAUGAGCACCCUGAGUUUAUAAUAAGCCGGGCUUGGUUCCUCAGGUGGGGCUUUAACUCGCCGUCGCUGGGAAGAAACGGCUAUAAGUGUCUGACAGCAGACAACAAAACAACAGCUAUCAUGUCCUGAACUGAAGGCUUUUUCACAUGUAGCCUGUUAGCUGCUAGCUGCGUCGCGUACAGUGUACACACAGGCUUUUUGUUCUGCUGCUGGACAGCCUCUGCAUGACAAAUUGGUACCAAUGUUGAGGGCUGACGAGGCGCAGAAAUAGUGGUCGUUCUGUGUGGGGAGCAGAAAGAAAACGUGUCAAGAAUAACACCUGGUUGUCAACCGCAGCCCCGGGGCUGACCCCCUCGGUCGUAGACCGAUUUUAAUGGCCGGAAAUCCGAGGAGGGGCGCCGGUCUCAUCGGCUUGAUGAAGGACGCCUUUCAGCCCCACCAGCAGCCUCUCCAGCCUCACCAACCUGCGGUGGUGGACAAGAAAAUGGUUGAGAAAUGCUGGAAACUCAUGGAUAAGGUGGUGCGUUUGUGCCAAAACCCCAAGGUGGCUCUGAAGAACAGCCCACCCUACAUCCUGGACCUACUCCCGGACACAUACCAGCACCUACGCACCAUUCUCUCCCGAUAUGAGGGCAAAAUGGAGAUCCUCGGGGAGAACGAGUAUUUCCGCGUUGUCAUGGAGAACCUGACCAACAAGACGAAGCAGACGAUGAGCCUUUUUAAAGAGGCCAAGGAGAGGAUGUACGAGGAGAAUUCCCAGCCCAGGCGAAACCUUACCAAGCUGUCUCUGAUCUUCAGUCACAUGCUUGCAGAGCUGAAGGCCAUCUUCCCCAACGGCCUGUUUCAAGGCGACAACUUUAGGAUCACGAAAGCUGAUGCUGCGGAAUUUUGGAGAAGGUCAUUUGGGGACAAGACCAUAGUGCCAUGGAGGACGUUUCGUCAGGCUCUCCACGAGUUUCACCCGAUCAGCUCGGGCCUGGAGGCCAUGGCCCUGAAGUCCACCAUCGACCUCACCUGCAACGACUACAUCUCCGUCUUUGAGUUUGACAUCUUCACCAGGCUCUUCCAGCCAUGGUCGUCGCUUUUAAGGAACUGGAACAGUCUGGCUGUCACUCAUCCUGGUUACAUGGCCUUCUUAACUUACGAUGAGGUCAAGGCCCGACUGCACAGGUUCAUCCACAAACCUGGCAGUUACAUCUUCAGGCUGAGCUGCACCCGCCUCGGCCAAUGGGCGAUCGGCUACGUGACGGCCGACGGCAACAUCCUGCAGACCAUCCCUCACAACAAACCACUUUUUCAAGCCCUAAUCGAUGGAUACAGAGAAGGAUUCUAUCUGUUCCCAGACGGCCGUGCACAGAACCCAGACCUGACCGGGCUGUGUGAGCCUUCUCCACAGGACCACAUCAAAGUCACUCAGGAGCAGUAUGAGCUGUACUGCGAGAUGGGCUCCACUUUCCAGCUCUGCAAGAUCUGUGCAGAGAACGACAAGGACGUGAAGAUCGAGCCCUGCAGGCACCUGAUGUGCACCUCCUGUCUGACUGCCUGGCAGGAGUCAGAGGGUCAAGGUUGUCCGUUUUGCCGCUGUGAGAUUAAAGGCACAGAGCCCAUCGUCGUCGAUCCUUUCCACCCGAAGGCCAGCGGGGCUUCCUUCGCUGGUUUCCAGGCGUCCAGCCGAGCAGAAGCUGCCGGAAAUGACGAGGAAGAUGACGAUCGCAUGGAGGACCAGCACCUUGUCAUGAGCAGGCUGGCCUGCACCAAGGUCGAGCGUCCGGCGUCUCCAGUGUCCCAGCUGCCUCCAGUUCCCCCACGACUGGACCUCCUGCAGCAGAGACCCUCAAGCUCACACCAGGGAGCCACAGCCAAGCUGCCGGCCACUCACCGAGACAAGCCUCUACCUCUGCCACCGGCCCUCAGAGAUCUGCCACCUCCUCCUCCUCCAGAGCGGCCCUCCCUCCUCAGCCAGGACUCAAGGCUCCAGAGGAGGCCGCUGCCCUCCACCCCAGACCAGCCCGCUUGGGCUGCAAACUACAUGGUCCCACGUCCCGCGACCAAGGCUCCAGCCGCCUUGUCCUCUGCUGUUCAGAGUAACGAAGCUAGUGGAGAGGGGAGCAAAACUCAGUCAGCUACCAACGCUGUUUACUGUCUGGCUGCAAGGUCUCUGCCGGCGUCCGUUGUGUUAAGCGGGGAGAAGUCGUCGUCGUCCGACUGUGAGGAGAACGAGUACAUGAGCCCCACGUCUCUUCCAGUCACCAAUCCUCUGUCGGUCAUCACAGGCUGUUUGGUGCCUCCGCCGCCGAGCCAGGCAAACCAACACAACGACAUCAGUGAGGCGGUGGACAGCGACUCCGACGACCCCCAAGUGUAUGAGUCCAUGUGUAAUAUCAAGGCUCAGUCUGGAUCAUCUGAGACAGCACAGAACUCUGAUCUGGACCACCCUCAACACUCGGCAGCAGUUUCCCAGGAAAGGGACGCUGCUGCAGCGGAGGAGGACUACAUUUACGAUUGUCCCAGACCGGUCGUCCCUCCCGCCCCGACCAGAAGAACCCUGUCGGAUAUGAGCGGGCCCUCAGCCGCCUUCAGCACACUCAGCAUCGACAGUGCGGUAGACGCAAGUAUGUUUGCCGCAGGUGUGGACCCUGAACGUCCCCCCAAACCCCUCCCGCGGCGAGCCAAUUCGGACCGACGGCCUCGCCCCUUGAACCGCGACUACCCCGCUCCAUUACCGGACCUCCCUGCUGCCUCCUCUGCCUCGCUGACCCCGCCUCCUCCUCCUCCUCCUCCUGCUAAUGCGAGCUCUGGCAGCCUGGCCCUGAACGGCGAGAUCGAGUGUCUCAUGUCCCAGGGCUACUCCAUCCAGGACAUCCAGAAAGCCCUGAUGAUCGCUCAGAACAACCUGGAAACGGCCAAGAACAUCCUGCGGGAGUUUGUCACCAUCCCCUCCGCGGCUCACAUCGCCACAUAGUCCCGCACAUAGUGACGCGCCGUGCCGCGCCGCGCCGCCUCUCUGUCUGUCUGUCUUUACUUUGUGCCAUUAUCAUGAUAGAAUUCACCAAGCACUUUCCUGUGGGAGAACAAGUACCUGCCCGAAAGAGGAGUGAAGCUGUGUUCACGUCGUACCAGAAGAUGAAGGAGAAGUUUUUACGCCGAGAACAUGUUGUUCGACGUUAUCUCAUCAGUACUAUCUGAGGUUCUUUGGACCAGCAAGAAGAAGCACAGUGAUGGCAGUGUUGUGGACUAUGUAUAUAAAUGGACGUCGUCGCCUGGUUUUAAACGUGAAGCCUCGGGAGUAGCAGUUAGCCACCGGGGGGCGACUCCACUGGUUGCAAAAAGGAAACAAUUUGAAGUCUAUGGGAAAAUUUGAUUUAAAAAGGUCAGGAAACGAUAACCUGAGGAGUUAGGUAAGAGGAAAAUAGAGCUACUUCUCGCCCCGCCUCCCUUGCAUAUUGCAGUUUGGAUGGAAUCUUGAGGCUUCACAAUGCAAGUUCAGGAAGACUUGGUCCAUUUUUAUGCACCGUCUAUAAACAGAGUCCGUCAGCAGGUUGGUUCAAAGCUUCAGUCUGGCUCAUUUGAAGGAGCGGAGAUCAGAUCUGGUGUCACCUGAACGCAGCAUUAACAAACUAUUUUAAAGCCUUUUAAUGUCUGCUCUGUUGAGGUUGACUCGUGUUGUAAUAACGGCG
This is a messenger RNA of Solea senegalensis (Senegalese sole), 3726 nucleotides long. RefSeq names its product E3 ubiquitin-protein ligase CBL-like. Bases 423 to 3011 code for a protein of 862 amino acids. Gene Ontology annotation, cellular component: plasma membrane; membrane raft. Gene Ontology annotation, biological process: cell surface receptor signaling pathway; negative regulation of epidermal growth factor-activated receptor activity. The transcript is spliced from 15 exons. Gene Ontology annotation, molecular function: ubiquitin protein ligase activity; SH3 domain binding; phosphotyrosine residue binding. Lineage: Eukaryota; Metazoa; Chordata; Actinopteri; Pleuronectiformes; Soleidae. The record is from RefSeq and is a predicted model, not a curated record.